Messenger RNA from Mixia osmundae IAM 14324, 1020 nucleotides. RefSeq lists its product as uncharacterized. The annotation marks the transcript as partial. Gene Ontology annotation, molecular function: agmatinase activity; metal ion binding. Lineage: Eukaryota; Fungi; Basidiomycota; Mixiomycetes; Mixiales; Mixiaceae. The record is from RefSeq and is a predicted model, not a curated record. The transcript is spliced from 6 exons.
CCCUUUAGCGGCAUACACACAUUCGCUCAUCUUCCCUAUCUCGAUGCUCUCGCAAACUCGUCUGAACGCUUCGACUUUGCUAUCUUCGCAGGCGUGCCCUUUGACGGCUCCGUAAGCUACCGGCCCGGCGCACGCUUUGGACCUCAGGGCAUCAGGACUGGCUCACGAAGACAGAGGCCAGGCCGAGGCUACAGCAUAGCGCAAAAGAUCGACCCGUAUGAUCUCGGACUCAAGAUCAUAGAUGCAGGCGACGUACCUCUGAGCCCGUACGAUCCCGCGAUCGCUAUGCAGCAAUUGCAGACUGCCUAUAGAAGUAUGCUCAAUAGACGCGCUUUGCGACCGUCUACAGCUGCACUUGCGGCUGAUGGCAUCGCUCGCCCUCGCGUCCUCACCCUCGGCGGCGAUCAUAGUAUCGUCUUGCCCAUUUUGCGAGAGCUAUACCAAGUCUAUGGGCCUAUCUCCGUGAUACACUUCGAUGCGCAUCUCGAUACAUGGGAUCCUGCAGGCUACGCCGGCGCCGACAGUCCGACCUCCCAGAUCAAUCACGGUACAAUGUUCCACGUAGCUCACAAGGAGGGGUUGCUCGGUCCAUGCAUCCAUGCUGGCAUUCGUACCAGACUGGGCAAAGGAGAUCUCGAGCAUGACAGCCAGGUCGGAUUCACCUAUGUGACCACGGACGAUAUCGACGAUCUCGGUGCGGACGGCGUAGCCGAUGCCCUUCGUGCACGCGUGGGCUCGAAGCCCGUCUAUCUAAGCGUCGAUAUCGAUGUUGUCGAUCCUUCGAUGGCUCCAGCGACCGGCACGCCGGAGAGCGGUGGCUUCACCUCUCGCGAGCUCAAGAAAAUGCUCAGAGGUCUCGUCGGGCUCAACUUUGUCGGCAUGGAUUUAGUAGAAGUCUCGCCUGCAUACGACACCAACGCAGAACUCACGACCAUGCUCGCUGCUGAUCUCAUUCACGAGAUCCUCAGCGUCAUGGUCCAAUCGCAGCAUCAAGACACGCAUGCACAUAUAGAGCUGUAA